This is a messenger RNA of Theobroma umbraticum, 1169 nucleotides long. RefSeq names its product putative 6-phosphogluconolactonase 1. NCBI's taxonomy places the organism in Eukaryota, Viridiplantae, Streptophyta, Magnoliopsida, Malvales, Malvaceae. The record is from RefSeq and is a predicted model, not a curated record. Gene Ontology annotation, biological process: carbohydrate metabolic process; pentose-phosphate shunt. Gene Ontology annotation, molecular function: 6-phosphogluconolactonase activity.
UCCUCCCUUGAUGGGGGCAAAAUGUUGGUAAUUUAUUGUUCUUCCAAUUCUCCAAGAAACGUGAAAGAAAGCUACGGCAUUAUCAUGUUCUUCGCUGUAAAUGCCCCAAAACUCUCCUCUCUCUCUCUCUCUCUUUUGCUCGUCUUCCGGCUGCUAGGAUAUAUAUAUAUUAUAUAUAUAUAUAUAUAUGUUAUGUGUUGUGAAGAAACUUGGUGCAUUGAGAAGAGAAAACUGGCCUGCAAGCAAUGGAGAAGAUAGAGCCAGAGCUGAGACUAUUUGAUAGCAGUGAAGAACUAUCGUCAGGUUCUGCUGACUAUGUGCUUCAACUUGCUGAAUCUGCUGUGAAAGAUAGAGGCUCUUUUCUCUUUGUUCUCUGCGGAGGAGACAUACCGAAGCGCUUAGGGAAACUGACCAAAGCUCCGUUCUUGAGACUGGUAGACUGGCCGAAAUGGUAUGUAUUUUGGGCGGAGGAGAACGUCGUUCCCAAGUUACACCCUGAUAGCCUCUAUUGGCAAGCCAAAGAAUGUUUCAUCUCCCAGGUUCCUUUACUACCAGCACACGUUAUCUCUGUAAGCCAUGGCGUGGCAGGGGAAGUAGCGGCGAGUAGCUACGAGUUCUCUCUCAGGCAACAAGUCAAAAAUCGAACGGUCCAAGCUUCUCCAUCAAGCGACUGCCCGAGAUUCGAUCUUGUUCUCCUAUACUUAGGGUCGAACGACCGCGUGGCGUCUCUUUACCCUAAUGACCCGGUUUUGCAAGAAGAGUCUCAGUGGGUUGCUUGUGUUUCCCAAGACGGUACGAGCGAGAGCGUGACGCUCACUCUCCCGGUGAUCAACGCGGCAGCCAACGUGGCGAUCGUGGCCGCGGGGAUGGAUCCGUCCCGUCCGUUCAUGGAUGCAAUGGUGAGUGGUAAGCCCAGUGGAUCACAUCCAGCUCAAAUGGUCUCGCCCCAAGAUGGAAAGCUCGUUUGGUUUGUGGAUGCUGGCGCUGCUUCGUUGUUCCUACGUGGCAAUGAACAUCGUUAAUUAAUAUCGCCUAUUUAUUAUUUAUGGCAUGUCUUUUUACAAUUUCGAUAAAUUGACUUUUAUGUGGUAAAAGAACGAAGUUUUCCUUUAUGUAAAUAAAAAAAAUAAUUGAUCCUAUAUUUAUUAAGUUAGUCUCAAUUAUUUUAA